This is a messenger RNA of Striga asiatica, 1927 nucleotides long. Lineage: Eukaryota; Viridiplantae; Streptophyta; Magnoliopsida; Lamiales; Orobanchaceae. The record is from the annotation of a GenBank genome assembly.
UCUCUCUCUCUCUCUCUCUCUCUUAGGGUCUUUGAUCCAAAGAAGUUUGAAAAAGCAGGUCAAAUCGAGAAGCUAAGUGCAGUCCACAAACAAAUCGAUGGUGCAGUUGAUGAAGAACGGCGGCGGAUCGGACUCGCAGACCCAAAAGAUGGCGGUGGUGAAGAUGGAGUUGGAGGAUUCCUUGGAAGAGGAGCACGGCCCACUUCACAAGCGACCUAAAAUGUUAAUAUUGUCUGAUUUUGUUUUGCUGCAGCAGAGUUUGGGAAUGGGUGUCUUAUCAGUGCCACCCUCACAGUACAACCCUCUUGACGAGCCAAGCCCAUUGGGCUUACGCCUCAGGAAAAGCCCAUCUCUUUUGGAGUUGAUUCAGAUGAAACUUUCUCAGUCAACCUCACCAAGAGCAGGCAAUCACAGUAGAAAAGAGGCUUCAAAAGCUUCUGCUGAUAAGUUGAAGGCCUCCAAUUUUCCGGGCUCGCUUCUGAGAAUCGGAGCAUGGGAGUAUAAAUCAAGACAUGAAGGGGACUUAGUGGCAAAAUGUUAUUUUGCGAAGCAUAAGCUUGUGUGGGAAGUUCUUGAUGGGGGCCUCAAGAAUAAAAUCGAAAUUCAGUGGUCGGAUAUUAUGGCGUUGAAGGCGAAUUAUGGGGAUGAUGGUCCCGGGACUUUGAAUGUUGUGUUGUCUCGACAGCCGCUUUUUUUUAGAGAGACUAAUCCGCAGCCAAGGAAGCAUACUCUCUGGCAGGCAACUUCAGAUUUUACUGGUGGACAAGCUAGUAUGCUUAGGCAACACUAUCUGGAGUGCUCACAAGGCCUACUGGGAAAACAUUUUGAGAAACUUAUGCAAUGUGAUCCCCGCUUAAACAUUCUCAGUCAACAAGGAGAGAUUAUUAUAGAUUCUCCGUAUUUUGAACCGAGAAUAUCCGUGUUCGAUGACCAGAAUGAAUGCAAAGACAGUUUCGAUUUAAAUGCAGAGGGAAGUUCUUCGUUGUUCAGCUUGCAGGAUGUUAAUUCACCAUCUGUUGUUCAGUCUUCUUCCCCAAAGAAUGAUAUAAUAGAUGCAACUGGCGGACACUCGGGAUCCUACCCUCGUGAAACACCUUCGCCAGUAUCAGCCAUUAAUACACCAACAGUGGAGCAGCUGAACCUGAAAGAAGUAGGGAAGUGGGAAGAUAUGAUAGUCCCCGGCCUACGUUCUUCCAUGUCAAUGAGAGAUCUUGUCAGCCACCUCGAAAACCGCAUUUCAGAACAUCCCGAAAACCCUACACUCUCAAGUGAGGAUUGGCAGAGCCUCCAAAUUCUCGAUGACAUAAACCGAUGCCUCUUCUCAGAUUCCCAAAUUCCACCAGACGAGAAGUCUCUCAUGUCCAGAGUUAACUCUCUCUGCUGCCUCCUCCAAAAAGACAAUAAUAACCUUAACCAACCUCCCUCUCAAAAUGAAGGAGAAGUGGGCCCGGCAGAUAUGGCGAGGAAAGAUUCGGUUGGGGAUUUGCUUAUGAACCUGCCAAGGAUAGCUUCCUUGCCUCACUUCUUGUUCAAUAUUUCUGAGGAUUAUGAGACUCGUGGGCCCGAGUGAGUGAAUUGGGGUUUCUUCUUCAAGUGUAUAGUGAAGUUGUAGUUUUUGUUUUUUUUCAGUCAUUUGUGAUUUGUCUGGUUGAUUUGAUUUGUUGUGUUUUUCGGUUUAUAGUUUGUUUGGUUUGGGGGGAUUCGGAGAUUGAGGUUGAUGAUGGGUCCUCUGCUAUACUGUGUCAUUUGUGUAUUCGAAGCUUUUUAUGUUCGCUUGUAGGAGGUUUAUGUAUGUGUAUUCGAAAAUUGUACACUUUUACUUAAGGGUUCGUACGUUUGCCGGUUGUUUGUUGGACUCUUUUAGUUACAGACGGUUUUACACCAAGUAUGCUGAUUUUUACUUGCUUUUUUUUCUUCAUUUUUUUUU